Molecule: messenger RNA, 6488 nt
Organism: Astyanax mexicanus (Mexican tetra)
Lineage: Eukaryota; Metazoa; Chordata; Actinopteri; Characiformes; Acestrorhamphidae
Gene: myo6b
Product: myosin VIb
Exons: 33
Coding region: 250-4050 (1266 amino acids)
Biological process (GO): endocytosis; actin filament organization; inner ear auditory receptor cell differentiation
Cellular component (GO): endocytic vesicle; actin cytoskeleton; ruffle
Molecular function (GO): ATP binding; microfilament motor activity; actin filament binding
Source: RefSeq, a predicted model, not a curated record
GUUGUCAGUUCAGUCGACAGCUGCUGCUGGAGCAGCUCUAUUAUCACUGACGUCACCGGCACAGCUCUGCUCUCCAGUCCAAAGCCGGAGGAGCACCGAGAGGAGGAGGAGGAGGAGAAGAGCCUGGGCAGAGCCGCACGCCUCUCAUCCGGGGAGAUUCAGCUCUUUUUCUAUUGCUAAUAAGCGCAGAUCCGCACCAGGCUGCUAUAGGACGGACUCUCAAUAGCUGCGCUGUAGCUCAGGUGUGCAAUGGAUGAUGGGAAGCCUGUUUGGGCGCCCCACCCGUCUGAUGGGUUCCAGCUGGGCAUGAUAGUGGACAUCGGGGCCGACACACUCACUAUCGAACCACUCAAUCACAGGGGCAAGACAUUUCUGGCUCCCAUCAGCCAAGUCUUCCCAGCUGAGGAUGAUGUCAACAAACAUGUGGAGGACAACUGUUCUCUUAUGUACUUAAAUGAAGCCACGCUUCUCAACAAUGUCCGUGUGCGCUACAGCAAAGACCAGAUCUAUACGUUUGUAGCCAACAUCCUGAUUGCCGUGAACCCCUACUAUGACAUCCCCAAGCUCUACGCUCCCGAGACUAUAAAGAGCUACCAGGGUCGCUCUUUAGGAACCCUCCCUCCUCAUGUUUACGCUAUUGCUGAUAAGGCAUAUCGGGACAUGAAGGUGCUGAAGAUGAGCCAGUCCAUCAUUGUGUCUGGUGAAUCUGGAGCUGGAAAAACAGAAAACACAAAGUUUGUCCUCAGAUAUUUAACUACAUCCUAUGGGACAGGUCAGGAUAUUGAUGAGCGAAUUGUUGAAGCCAAUCCACUACUUGAGGCAUUUGGGAAUGCAAAGACCGUCAGAAACAACAACAGUAGCCGCUUUGGAAAAUUUGUGGAAAUUCAUUUCAAUGAUAAGAAUGCAGUGGUGGGAGGAUUUGUCUCUCACUAUCUGUUAGAGAAGUCUCGCAUCUGCAUGCAGGGCGCUGACGAGCGCAAUUAUCACAUCUUUUAUCGACUCUGUGCUGGAGCCUCUGAAGACAUCAGGAACAUGCUGCACCUGAACUCCCCUGACAGCUUCCGGUAUUUGAAUCGGGGCUGCACCAAAUACUUUGCAAGCAAGGACUCGGACAAGCAGAUCAUGCAAAACAGGAAGAGUUCUGAGCAUGUGAAAGCAGGAGCUUUGAAAGACCCCCUGCUGGAUGACCUUGGGGACUUUAACAGAAUGUGUGUGGCCAUGAAGAAGAUUGGCCUGGAUGACACUGAGAAGCUCAAUCUCUUCCGAGUGGUGGCUGGAGUUCUGCAUCUAGGCAAUAUCGAUUUUGAAGAGACUGGGAGCACCUCUGGUGGGUGUGUUCUGAAGAACCAAUCGAGUGAGACUCUGCAGUACUGUGCAGAGCUCCUGGGUCUGGACCAGGAGGACCUGAGAGUCAGCCUCACCACCAGGGUCAUGCUCACUACUGCAGGGGGCGCCAAAGGCACAGUCAUCAAGGUGCCUCUGAAGGUGGAGCAGGCCAACAAUGCGCGAGAUGCCCUGGCCAAGGCCGUUUACAGCUGCCUCUUCGAUCAUGUGGUCACACGGGUCAACCAGUGCUUCCCCUUCGAGACCUCCUCCAACUUCAUCGGAGUGCUGGACAUCGCUGGUUUUGAAUAUUUUGAGCACAACAGUUACGAGCAGUUCUGCAUCAACUACUGUAAUGAGAAGCUGCAGCAGUUUUUUAAUGAGCGCAUUCUGAAAGAGGAACAAGAGCUGUAUCAGAAGGAAGGCUUGGGAGUGAAUGAAGUUCAUUAUGUCGAUAAUCAAGACUGUAUAGACCUGAUUGAGGCAAAGCUGGUGGGGAUUCUGGACAUCCUGGAUGAGGAGAACCGCCUGCCGCAGCCCAGCGACCAGCACUUUGCAGAAGCUGUUCACAGCAAGCACAAAGACCACUUUCGCCUGACGAUUCCCAGGAAGUCGAAGCUAGCAGUCCAUAGGAACAUAAGAGAUGAUGAAGGAUUUAUCAUCAGACACUUUGCUGGAGCUGUGUGCUAUGAGACGACCCAGUUUGUGGAGAAGAAUAAUGAUGCCCUCCACAUGUCCUUGGAGAGCCUCGUGUGCGAGUCGAAGGACAGGUUUGUCCGGGAUCUCUUUGAGAACAACUCCAACUCUAAGGACUCCAAGCAGAAGGCUGGCAAACUCAGCUUCAUCAGCGUGGGAAACAAGUUCAAGACCCAGUUGAAUCUUCUACUUGAAAAGCUUCGCAGCACAGGCUCCAGCUUUAUCCGCUGUGUGAAGCCCAAUCUGAAGAUGGUGAGCCACCAGUUUGAGGGAGCGCAGAUUCUGUCCCAGCUCCAGUGUUCUGGGAUGGUUUCAGUGCUGGAUCUGAUGCAAGGGGGCUUCCCCUCGCGAGCCCCUUUCCAUGAACUUUAUAACAUGUAUAAGCAGUACAUGCCUGAUAAGCUCACCAGACUGGACCCUCGUCUCUUCUGUAAGGCUCUGUUCAAAGCUCUGGGCCUCAAUGACAAAGAUUACAAGUUUGGACUCACCAGGGUGUUUUUCCGACCUGGAAAGUUUGCAGAGUUUGACCAGAUCAUGAGAUCUGACCCAGAGCACCUGGCAGAGCUGGUCAAGCGAGUCAACCAGUGGCUGGUGUGUAGCCGCUGGAAGAAGGUCCAGUGGUGUGGACUAUCCGUCAUUAAACUGAAGAACAAAAUGAUGUACAGGGCCAGUGCCUGCAUUAAGAUUCAGAAGACAGUUCGCAUGUGGUUAUGCAAGAGGAGACACAAGCCCCGCGUUGAUGGCCUGGUGAAGGUACGGAACCUGAAGAAGAGAAUGGAGAAGUUUAAUGAAGCUGUAAGUGGCCUGAAAGAAGGCAAGCAGGAGAUGAGCAAGCAGAUCCAGGAGUUGGCUGCCUCCAUCGAUGCCCUGCUGGCCAAGAUUAAGAUGACAGUGAUGAGUCGAAAGGAGAUUGAGCAGGAGUACGAGGGCCUAGUGAAGAAAUCAGAGCAGCUGCUCUCCUCCAUGCAGAAGAAGAAGCAGGAGGAGGAGGAGAUGGAGCGGCUGAGGCGCAUCCAAGAGGAAAUGGAGAAGGAGAGGAAGAGGCACGAGGAGGAGGAUAAGCUACGCAAGCAGGAGGAAGAGGACCGCCGCAUGAAAUCCGAGAUGGAGCAGAAGAGGAAACAGGAAGAAGAGGAGAGGAAGAAGAUGGAGGAGGAAGAGCGAAUCCUGCAGGCAGAGCUGGAUAUUCAGUUGGCUCUGGAGCGGGAGGAGGAGACUCAGAGGCAGACCGUUGUAGAACAGGAGAGAAGAGACAGAGAGCUGGCCCUGCGGAUCGCACAGAGCGAGGCCGAACUCAUCCAAGACGACGCCCAGUUGGAUCCAAGCCUGCGCAGUUUUGGUACUACAGGCAUUGCUUUUCCUUCAAAACCAUUGAAGGGAGCGCAGGUGCAAGCCAGCAAGGCGGCUGCUGGGAUGAAGAAGUACGACCUGAGCAAGUGGAAAUAUGCUGAGCUGAGAGAUGCCAUCAACACCUCCUGUGAUAUUGAGCUGCUGGCAGCGUGCAGAGAAGAGUUCCACCGUCGCCUGAAAGUCUACCAUGCCUGGAAGUCAAAGAACAAGAAACGCAACACUGAAACUGAGCAGAGAGCUCCUAAAUCAGUCACCGACUAUGCCCAGCAGAACCCAGCUCCCCCCGUUCCUGCCCGGCAUCAAGAGAUCGCUAUGAACCGGCAGCAGCGCUACUUCCGCAUCCCCUUUAUCCGGCCUGCAGACCAGUAUAAAGACCCCCAGAACAAGAAGAAGGGCUGGUGGUAUGCCCAUUUCGAUGGCCCAUGGAUCGCCAGGCAGAUGGAGCUGCACCCAGACAAGCAGCCUAUACUACUCGUAGCAGGCAAAGAUGACAUGGAGAUGUGUGAGCUGAGUCUGGAGGAAACGGGGCUGACCAGGAAGCGUGGGGCAGAGAUCCUGCCACGCCAGUUUGAGGAGAUUUGGGAGCGGUGUGGUGGCAUUCAGUACCUGAGGAACGCAAUCGAGAGCAAACAGGCCCGGCCCACCUACGCCACCGCCAUGCUCCAGAACCUUCUCAAGUGAGGAGCACAUUCUGUGUCUCCCGGUCAGUCAGUUCUUACUGUCUCUGGACAGGUAGAUAAUGCAAUAGUGCACUAUAGGUUAAACAAAGGGAGCUUAAACCUCUCUGAUACAGUGGAAAUCUCAGACAUGCUCAUAUUUCAGUAAGGAAUUAUGAUCUACUGUAGAUUUUUUUUUUUUUGUCACUUAUUGUUUGUUUUUGGUUGAUAUUCAUUUUGCUGUGGUAAUUUGCAUUUUUUCAAUUUGCAUUUUCACAAAAUAUGAGCUUUGUCUGAGGAUUCAGAUGUAAUGCCUUAAUUUUAAUUUUCUUUUCUUUAUUUUCAUCGCAAAGCUUAUUCAGUAGGACACUUGUUUUUUUUUUCUUUAAGUAUUUACAUCCUUUGUUAUUCUGUGCUUCCCAUUGUUCCUGAAGGAUUGGGGUAAUUUAUUUUACCUUCAACGUUUUACUGUUUAAGUACAAUCAUCAUUGACAUGCUUAUUUCACUACUGGACUUUCAGCAGCCCUCAGCAAACCUUCAGCAUAAACUGAAUUGGCUGUUUUGGUAGAGUCCCCUUAAAUUUAGUAGACUCCUGGAACAGACAUGAUUUUUAAGCACAUUCUGCACAUUUGAGGUCAGGACCGAAUAGACAGCACACGUUGAUACAUUUAAUGUUAUCAAUGGCCUUUUCAGUCACCACGAAUGUUUGGGAUUAUUGUCCCAUUGAAACACCCAAUUGUCUCCCUGCUUAGCCAUUCAAGAAUUCAGAAGUAGCCUUUCUUGUUCAUUACUUGCACUAUAUUGUCAAAAAAAUUCACUCACCACACCAGACCUUCUCGUCCAACAUCAGUGCCUGACCUUACAAAUGUACUUCCCAACAAAAAAACACUCCUAAAUCUUGUGAAAUGCCUUCAUGAUGAGUGUAUGUAAACACGUCAACUGACAACAGUUGAUUGUGCUUAGAUUUUUUUUUCAGCCCUGAUGAUGCCGUGAAAGACGGAAGGUGAGCAGUAUCUUUAUAGAAUCAUGACUGCUAUCGGACUGCUUAGACUGUUAGAUAUCCCAUCUCUUGAGAUUUUGGAAAACCUUUGUUCAUUUUUUGGAUGCAUUUUGCAUGUUACUUGAGAGAGUUGCCGCAUACAGCAGUGGUUUUCAACUCCAGUUCUUUAGAGCAGGAGUACAUAGCUAAUGUGGGAGUACUUAAUCAACCCUAUUGAUAACUAUUGUUAAAUUAACUCUUUAAAAAUCUAACACUCACUGUUCAUUAACAAUUAACUGGUAAAAUUCCUGUGUAGUAACCAAUAGGCUAAACAUAUACUUGCUGUUUGCAUAGAUAACCAGUUGUAUCAUAAACGACACUGCUCACAAUUUGGCCUGUGUGUUAUUGGACUCUUCCACUUACCACAGCGGAAAGGCCACAUCCUACAGAUGCAUCUUUGUGUACACUUCAUCUUGUAGGAAUCUCAUUCAUUUCUAAAGAUGCUCACAAUCAAUGCACCAAUCGGAUGCAGGAUACGUGAGGCAGCCAUCAUGCGUAUUUAGCAGCAAGUAUAUUUUUAGCUUUAGAAAUGAGGAUUGGUUGGUACAGACAGGUGAUUGACAUCAUAUAUAAUCGUAAAUGUAUUUUAAUCUAUUAGACAAUACUUAGGCUGAAUGAAAAGAUUCACUUCAUCGUAUGGUAGCUUGUCACAGUUUUUCCGGUUAGUGUCAUACACCAUCAUGCUUAGUCAUAUAUUGUAUGCUCCAGCCAUGUACACUUUCCCCAUAAACAAGAUCUGCAUGUACUUUAUAUCCAUCUACCACUUUGUCCUUGAGCUGUCUAGUGUAUAGGCACCUUUAUGAUGAUUGGUCUCAUUUGAUGCACACCUGAAUAAAAAAAAAAAAAAAACUCAUGUUGUGGAUGAUAUAGCAUACCAGCUUUUCCUAACAACUGUGCAAUAGAGCCAUAACAAUAUAGCAAGUCACACCUUAAGCAUCUCUUUUACAUUUUAAAUAAAAAUUCCUUAAUGUAAUACUGUUUUAUAUAGCCACUUAAAAUGCAGUACACACAGUGUGUAGGCCCACGUUGCCAUAUAAUGAAUUUUCAUCUCUUAUUUCCCCACACAGUCAGGCUGAGAUUUAUAACUUUUCACACAGUCAUUCCCCAGCACCCCAGACAUUGUCUUAUAUAUCCCAGAAGGAAUGUGUGGGGAAAUAACUUAUCACAUACUUGCUGUAGUGGAUUGUUCGGAUUAGAAUACAUAAAAACAUUCCACACAAAAAAGUUUGUACCUUGCUUUCAUAUUUGACGGCUGCUUGUUUGUGACAAUGCAGUGAUUCUAAAGACCCCCACGUUUAAGGUACAUAUAAUACAAGAAGUCCUUAGAGAGCUGCGACACAAAAAAAACCUUUGCUGUGUAAGCUUUUGUUUUCUUUUUUUAUUUUGUUCUGUUCAUUGUAAAAGUGAAUAAAAAAAGAAAUCAA